AUGAAAUUAAUUUUAAUAACGUUGAUUGCACUAAGUGUCUUUACUGCAAUUAAUGCAUCAUUCGAAAAGACUAUUAAAGAAGGACAACACGAUCAAAUAUCAUGUCCUGAGAAUCAGCUAAUUUAUGUGGAAUACGGGGAAUGGACUUAUCAAUUGCUAUAUUGGAAAAACUUAGCAACUCCCAGCUUGUUAAAUCUUUUUUAUUUUCCUGGAAAACUAGUUGGAAUGUGUACAUAUGAUGUGACAGAAGCUGUAAAAGAAAUGUGUAAUUCAAAAAACGUUUGUCAAAUUGAUGGAAGUAGAAUAUCAUUAAAAAGUGAUAAAUGUAAUUACUGGAUGAAGCUCAUUGUGACAUAUGAGUGCGUGGACUGUUCUCAAUAUGAGAAUAAGAAAAAAACAAGCGAUGGACAUGAACUUUUAAGAUACAAAAGAUAUUUUGGAUCAAAAACUGCGAUGUGUACAGCACACUUCUUAGCAUUGGCUGGUGUUUUAUUAAGGGACAAUGGAAAUAAUCAAAGACUGUGCCCUAACCAUGUGUUCGUCGAAAAGCAUGUUUGCAGUCAUUGUCAAAGCGACAGUGAUGUUGAGAAUUUUGCAAAGCAAGUUGAACAAUUAAGACACGAUAAUUCUUAUCAAUUCACCAGAGAAAAUUCUGUAUUUGUUGGAAAUCCGACUUAUAGACAACAAGGCGAUAAAUGCAGAUUUAUUUCAUCAUUAAAAAAAUAUGAUUGUAAUUUAGUAUCAGGAAAUUGGAAUUGUAGAGAAGAAACUAAUAGAGUUCGUGCUAGUCAUGAUAUUAAUAAUGGACAUUAUGAUCCAAGAAAUGACAUUUAAAAGUUUCAGUUGAGAAAAGACA
Chironomus riparius is the source of this 856-nucleotide messenger RNA. The record is from the annotation of a GenBank genome assembly. NCBI's taxonomy places the organism in Eukaryota, Metazoa, Arthropoda, Insecta, Diptera, Chironomidae.